UUUUUACAAGCAUCUUUUGUUCUUGCAUUCUCCCCCACACGACACCCACCUCCGUAUUGUUGUAUGAGACAAAUCCUACUCCUGUGAUUUCAUUUUCUACAUUACGAUUACUCAGCACGUAAAAAUCAUUUUGCGCACGUGGAAAUCAUUUUGCGAGAAGUUGUUGAUCAAUCUUCCUCGUGCAAUGGGUUUAUUUCCGCAAGACCACGACGUGACCACCCCCUCCGAGGACCUCCCGGCGGUGCCAAUACACCAGCUGGACAAAAAAUUGGUCGAGCAGAUGUUUGGCAACGAGGAAAAAUUCGAGCAAUUUGUCCAGGAUUGCGCCGACAAGGUGAAGAAGCUUCAAGAAUCUGUAGCCACGAGAAGGACCACGUCGACCAGCUGCACGGGAGAAGCUGUUGAACAUCAAGAAGGAGUACAAGAACCACCAUCUGCACAUGGUACAAGUUGUUCCGAGGAGCCGUUGAUCGAGUACGAAGCACUCGAGCAGCUGGUCCUGGGGGAGAAUUUUGGUCUCCAGAGCAGCAAUUCUACCAUUGCGAGGACCACAACAUCAAGGCAGCUCCUGAUGAAUGGAGAUCACUGCACCGCUGCGGCGGAGGAGGACGAGGAGGAUUUAUUUAUUCCGGAGAACGACCAAGAUGAACCUCAAGAAGUUGAACUUCCUCUACAGUCGAAUACAGGUUGUACUUUGAUGUCCAGUUCUACUUCGAACUACUUCCCGACGAUUUUUUCGGAGGAACAUCAAACGUCAACUCCAUCUUCACUAGGCCCGCAGAACAACUUGAUGGACGCAAUACCUGCACCAGUAGAGCUAGAAACAAGAACAACAGGUGAAAAUGACCUGAAGAUGGAGCAAGGAAGCGAUGGAGCUGCAAGUGUUGUUGACCCGAACAAUGCUAAAGAUCAGGAAGAAGUUCUGGUUCUUUCUCAACAGGAAACAAUCGAAGACUCGCUACACUUGCUGGAGGAGGAGCAAUUAUCAAAAAUCGAGCAGGAGAUUGACGACGUCAUAGCGCAGGAGCAGCAAAUCAUCGAUCACAUCGCGAGGGCGGUGGAGAAAUCUUCCAGUUCGACUUUGGAUGAACACGAGGAAGAAGGCGUGAAAUAUCAAGGUGAAAUCGCAAAAAUCCCCCAGCAGGACGAGGAUCACGGCACUCCUGAUCAAACCAGCUCGGACGACGAGCUGAACGAACUGAAAUUGACGGAGAGUGAGGCGGAUAGCGAAGGGGAUCAUGAUGUUAGCGAUGAUCCGAAUAUCGGCGAUCUGGAUCAAAUAGAUGGUGAGGUCGUGAUGUCUCCUAGCAUGACAAACUCCUCUAUGGAGAGAAAAAAGUUUGUCACAGUCACUAACUUGCAGAUUUUGCAUUACAAAUUUUCUAUAGCAUCACAGAUUUUCCUUGUAUUGCAGAAGCACUAGGGAAAUCCCUAAUGAGGUUUGGCUGUGAUGCAUUUUUACGCAUGACAAACAAUUUUGUAUUGCAAAAAUGCGCAUGAGUGAUCGUGACGAACUUUUUCUCUUUGAUAUCCUCUACUUCCACAAGUCCGACAUCGUCAAAUAGUUCUUCUUCCACCGGUAUGGAUUGUAAAAGUGUCUGGGUCUGGAAACUUGUGAUGCUGGUCGGCGUAUCAUGAAGAGGCCACAAGUGCUGGCUCAGCAUGACAAGGCUUUGAGCCUCUAGGCGUUGCCAAUUCUGCAUGACAAAGUGCAUUUUUGCAUGACAGAAAAGCCGGGCUCUUGAGUAACGUGCACGACAGAUUCAAGAGUCAUGCCAGACAAGCAUGACAAACUUGCAUUCUUCCAGACUCAGACAUAUUUGCAGUUCAUAACCGGUAAUAAUUCCCCAAAUUCAUCGUUGCUGUCUCCGAAGCUUUUGUCGUUCUUCAUUGAGGAAUACAACGAGCUUUCGUUGGCCAACUACACGUAUCAAAUGUAAAAAUGUCUGGGUCUGGAAAAGUGUAAACUUUAACUUGUCAUGCAGAUUUUCCAUGACCCAUGAGGUCUGGAAUGCCGGAUUUAGCAUGACAGAAUCUACGAGGUCUCUGCUAUGCCUAUCCUGCAUGACAAACUCCCUUCCAACUUGGUCAAAAGUGGACAGCUUUUGGCUCUCAUGCAACACAGAUUUUCGCAUGCUUCAGAUUUACCAUGACAGGUUGCAACCUUCCAGACCCAGACAUUUUUACAUUUGAUAACACGGUGCUCAGCACCAUUCACGAAGGGGAGGAGGAGGACAGCGGCGCGGAUACAGUGAAAGCAGACACGGUGCUGCAACAAGCUGUGGAGGAUGAAAACGCCGGCCGCGUAGAAGAUGUGGACGAGAGUGAAGAUGUUGGGACCACGAUGAAAGCGAUUUCUCAUGCUGUUGGGGACGGAGGGGAACGACAGCGAGGUCCUCUUGCGAAUAACAUCACUGAAGAUCUUCAUGUCGACGAAGACGAUGACGGCGUGAUUGUGUUCCAGCGAGAGGUCGCGUCUACUUCAUCAUCGGUAGAAGCUGAUGGUGCAGGAACGGCAACAGCGAGGGAAACGAGUGUGACGACUGCGGAGGACGAGGCUGCCGAAAUCAUCACAGCCGAUGGCGCUUUUACUUCUGCACAUGACAACAGCGGUACGCAGGUCGAGCUCGACCAGACAUCACAAGAUCAAGAAGGAGCGAAAGAAAUCAAAAAAGCUCCACUUUCAGUCCUUGCGGAAGAACAAUCUUCGCCUGAGAAGUUCUUGUCGACCCACGUCGGGCAGUACAAAGAAGAGCUGCUGCAAGUAGAAAAAACAGAGGAACACGAUCAAAACAAGAAUAUUGCGGGGAUGAUGAAACAAGCGGUAGCAGAGCAAGAAUUGGACGCGAGCGUUGCCGCAGCUGCAGGAAUUGAAGUGGAGGACGCGACGCCGACUACGAACAUCGUUGACACGUUUGUGAAAGAACGUGAGCUACUAGUUGUAUCCGAGGACGUAGUUGAUGUGGCAGCUCCUUUCACGACUCUGGUCGCUUGUUCCAGUCCCAACCCUGUCUUGACCGAAGGUUCGCACAGUUCGCCGAGACAGGAUUCCCGAGAACUGCAUCUUCCGGGUGGUUCGGAAACCGCAACUACCGGCGAGCAAAAAGAAGAUGAGUUUGCGUCCAGUUUGAAGCGCAUCACGGGCCAGCACCGCACGAACACAGUGGCGUCCAUCGGUUUGGGCGACGAUCCGGAUCAUUCUUCUGCGCUCCAUCGUGAUCCUGACGAGCUGGAGAAGGGCCUGAUCGAGGAUUCGGCCUUGACAAAACUGCGAGGGCUCGGGCUGUGGGAGGAGGAGAUAAACUUGAGCCCGAAUGGCAACAAUGCUGGGCCUGUGACAACAUCUUCGCCCUCGGCUGCGUCGGACCAGCAACUUGGCCGGGGCAUUUCUUCCGAGGCAGAUUCGGAAAAACGGGCGAAGAAGAAAAAGGAGAAGAAGGAGAGUAGAAAAGGGUCGGCGUCUGCUGAUUCGACUUCAUCCCGGGUGGUGCAAAUUGAAGAGCCGGCGGUGGAAGUGGAAUUCGAGGGGGAAACAGUAGAACAACCUAGUACAGCAGCUGAAGUAGCACAUCAACCGGUUGCAACUACUACCUUUUCAUCUGAAGAACACCAGCCGGAACAAGAACCAGUGCAGCAGCCUGUCCCCACGACGACCUCAGAUGAUCACCUGCAGUCUCCCACUUCCACCAGCGCCCUCUCCCCAACCGGGUUGUUUGACCUGCUAGGAGAAGACCACAGUGAAGCGACGGCUUUUUCGGCUACCGCCGGGGUGACGAGCACUCAAGAGGAAAAUCAUGCGGAACAAGUGGACGACGAAAUGGACCUGAGUGCGAUGUUGGGAGCAACAGCAAGUGUAGCAAAAAACGCGACUGCUCCUACAGAGGAAACUCAAACUGCACAUAAUAACGAGCAGCCGCGAGGUACCUCCACCAACGAAAAAACUAUUGCAAGCAACGCAGAAGGUGAUGGUAUUGGUAUCACUAUCACCCAUGAUCAACAGCCACAGGAACAAGUAGAUCUUCAUGCCAAGAAUGGCGCAGAUACCCAAGUCCGCCGGCGCGCCACCAGUCACGAGAGCGUCUUACAACUCGCGUCGCAAGCAGACAAAAAUGGAAAACGAGAAGCUACUGCGGGAGGGGGUAUUGCCACAGCAGCGGGUGGUAGUUCUUCCGCCGGCGUCGAAAAGGAACAAAAGGGAAAUGUUAAACUCACGAUCGAACAAGAUCUCGCAGGGUCGGUUCCGGUGAUCCAGAUUACCCCCCCAUCCACUGCCGCUCCGGCUGUCGCAGGAGCAGCAGCUUCUGCUCCGGGGGGAGAAGCGGGAAUGUUGAAUGCAACUGCUGCUUCACAGAAAGUCACGAACGAGAGUCAACAAGCGAACAAAGAGUCCGAGGCUGAUGACGGCGCUAUUACCUUGAUUCUGGAGCAGGAGGAGGAAAUAAAUCUCGAUCUACACGACGAAGACGGCAGAGUCGCGGCGGCCUUGAGACACGCGACGGACUACCUUCCCGAAGAUUUGUUCAGUAAAGUCACCGCGCUCGCCCUGGAGGAGCUGCAGGCCAGCGGGAUCGUGUUUAAUAAUAAAGGUUCAGCCACCUCCUCCCCACGGAGUGGAGGAUCUUCUACGCAGAGGUUCGGGCGGAAGGCUUCUUUGACUCUGGACAAGGACGAUCCGUUGCAUCACGAGCUGCAGCAGUUGGAAUCUCCGGACUCGCUCCGGUCCUCCGCGGUGGUUGUUGGGUUCUCGGACCAGAGCAAGCUGCCGAAGGAGGCGAAGCCUGAAAUCAAGAAGAUCUACAUCACGGAUAAGCUGGGCAAUCAACAGGAGGUGAUUAUCCUAUGUAAAACCGUUCCCACCCCAGACUUGUCAUGCAAAGCUGCACGGUAAAAAUGGUUCUCAUGCGGGGCCCAAUGAGAGGCAUUUUUUUUUUCGUGUUUCGCAAUUUGUCAUGCUCCAAUCGGCAUGAUGUGCUACAUCUGUGAUGCUGCGUAACUAGCUAAACAGGAUCGAUGCACUAUGCGGCCAGAUUUGUCAUGCAGAACUCCCAAAACUCUGGGAUUUGUGUUGCAGACUUCUCAUCUUGACUGUGGUGUGGGGAUGUUUUUGCACAGGAUAGUGUUCCAGGAGGAAAUUCAGAUCCUCGGGCCGGUCGACCAGAAAUCGGCCGAACACGACAAGGAUUUGCUGAAAGAAAACCCGAUGGAUGGCAGUGGCGGUACCAGUCCCGGGCAAUCGCAGGACGACAAGAACAGCAAAGAGGCGGGCUCCGGCACCGGGUCUGCGACGGAAGACGCGUCGGGGAAUGCAGAGGACAAGAAGGCGGCAGUGGUCGGCGCGCUCUUCGGAAAAAAGGAACCCGUCAUGCCGUUCGGGCGCGGCAAGGCGAAGGCGAAGGGCGGACAAGUCGCCGGCGCGAAGCCGGGCAAGGCGGGCGGCGCGGCGUUCGGGAAAUCCAAGGCCAAGGCGGCCGCGGGUGGUGUCGGUGGUAACAACGCCAAUCUCACGGUGAACACCGGUGGAGCAGGUGGGGGUCUGGGAACGAGUGGGGGGCAGGUGAAAAUGUCGCCGCGGGGCGACGGACAGACAGGUGCACCCGGAACUACGGGAGGAGCUGCGCCCGGAAGCGGUGGCGCGGCCAACAAAACUGGAGGCGUCGCCCAGCAAACGUCCUCGGGGAAGGAUGGAUCGACGAGCAAGCAGGGUAAAAACAAAUCCGAUCGCCGAUCCUCCGGCGGGAAGGGCUCUAGUUCGCGGCGGAAAAAGCCCGGAUCCGGCGGGGCGGACGACGACAAUGAGGACGGGAAGAAUAAAGAAAGUGACAGCGAGAACUCCGACUCUUCUUCCUCCGGCUCUGAUUCUUCGGAUUCCGACAGUGAUUCCGACUCCGAUUCCGAUCGCAAAGGAUCGAAGAAGCGCAGGAAGGGGAGAAAGUCGAAGAAGAAGCACAAGAGGAAGUCGCAGCUGCAACUGGACACCGAGCACAUCAACAAAAUCGUGACGCAGGUAGCGCGGAGAGUGGUCUUGGAUGAGGUGAUUGUGGAAUCGAAAAACGAGAAACAGCUGCUGAACAUCUUGCGACUGCGCGAUGAGGAAAUCCGCAAAGCGCUGUCGAACAAAGCCGAGGCAGAGGGGAAGGUCGACCAGAUGCAGCACAUGGUGAAACAGAUGGAGCAGCAGCUGAACUUUUUGUCGAAGGAACGCGACGAACUGAUGGAGAAGCUUGCUGCGGAGCGCGUUUUGUCCCAGCAUGCCCAGGUGUUCGUGGACAACCAAGCGAGUAAGGCACAGGGGCUGGAAGAAAUCCUGAAGGAAGAGCGGAAACUGUUCACCAAGGACCUGCGCAGACUGCAAGCGGAAGUGGAGACAGCGAAGGAAGCGCACAGGGUGGAGGUGCUGGCCUACCGAAGAGCCCUCAGUGUGGAGGAAAGCAAGGUAAGGAACUACUGAUAGGAAACUUUUCUUUCAUCUCCUGCAGCUGUUUUCGUUGGUUAGGUUUCAUUUGAUUUUCUACGGCGCAUCAGAAAUGAAAUGUUCAUGCGUUCUUUGUCUUUGUUGUAUGAUGUGGAUUUCGAUUUUAUAAUAUCAUUCCAUUGCACCACGUCGACGUUGUUUGCGCCAACAAAACUACCAGGUGGCGUCCCUCACGCACGAGGUGAAGCAGCUGCAGAGCGGCGAAUUGGCCAUCCCCACGUCGUUUGAGCACGAUUCCUCGGGUUGGUUGGACGCCGCGGGAAAGAAGAAAAAGUCCAAAUCCUCCAUGAACGAUACGCUUGGGUCUACCAGUCAAAAAAGGCACCAGGCAAAGCGGAUAAAAAUCCUGCACCUGCAGCAGAAAAUGCACGGCAGCACCAAGGAAAAGAACCAGAAGGCGAUUCAAGACGCCUACCAGAUGAAGUUCCCGCCCAACCGGGUCACGCUGCCCAAGUUGAUUUGAUCAAUACAUAGACUUUUCAUGAUUUUCAUUUUGAAGAUUUUGCCUUUUGGACAAAUUCCUUGACUUCGAAAUUCAAAUUCAUCUCACGAGCGUCAGUUCUGCUGUCGCUUUUUUUAAUGUACAUUACGAUUUUACUUUUAUAUUCUAGCAUAGUGGAGGAAAAAAUGAACUAAUGUACUCUACAUACAAGCAGUCAUAGUCUUGUGCGAGCUGCGAUUGCGACCUUUUGCUAGGACUUGUUACCCGAUUUUUGGAGGUUGAUGUUUCCGCUUAUGUUGUAGUGUCUUCGGAAGAGAAGAUGACUUUCAUCAGUUUUUAUGUCCUUCCUGCCACUGCAAGAAGCUGUAUCCCAGCGAUUUUUUUUACCAAUUUAGUACAUAGAAAUCUAGUUCAUCUUCCAGUAUCAAUUUUGGCAAAGCGUUUCUGUUUGCACAGGCAAAAGAGCCAGGUAAAUUACUUGUUUGUUAUGCAGCAAGAAACGGCAUAUCUGUAACUGUAUCUCGUCCCUCGCCGCGUCUUCCCAUGUGCAUGAGUCGUUUUCACCCCUGAUGAACACGAAACAGAACAAGUACUACUUCUACCCCACGACUUUACACUCAUUUCUGUACGUAAAUUGUGCACAAGAAGAACUAUCCUCUCCAUGAUGAAGACGCAUGUGUUGUCGUCGUGAAAAG
Messenger RNA from Amoebophrya sp. A120, 7609 nucleotides. The record is from the annotation of a GenBank genome assembly. Lineage: Eukaryota; Dinophyceae; Syndiniales; Amoebophryaceae.